Messenger RNA from Hemibagrus wyckioides, 8166 nucleotides. Its product is annotated as phosphofurin acidic cluster sorting protein 1-like. The transcript is spliced from 24 exons. Gene Ontology annotation, molecular function: transmembrane transporter binding. NCBI's taxonomy places the organism in Eukaryota, Metazoa, Chordata, Actinopteri, Siluriformes, Bagridae. The coding region runs from base 202 to 2916 and encodes 904 amino acids. The record is from RefSeq and is a predicted model, not a curated record. Gene Ontology annotation, biological process: protein localization to plasma membrane.
UUCCUGCACCCACAAACCCUCUGCACUGUCUCGCGCAAACACUCCCAGCCUAACACACGCAUACACACAUCCGCUUUAGCUCUAUUAUCCCGCGGAUUGCGGGAGGCUCCGUUCGAUCUGCGGGACGUAUUUUUGGAUCUGAGAACACGCAAACACACAGAGACCCGGUCCAGCUGUCCAGCGGCUCGGCUGUAGAGCAGCAUGUCGGAGCGCGGAGGAGGGCUGCCGAGGAGCGGAGGCGCGCCGUGUCCGUCUCCGCAGCCCUCCAAGCCGGUGGCGAUCACCUCCAACCGCCCGGUGCACAUGAACCUGUAUGCCACCUGGGAGGUGGACCGCUCCUCUCCGAGCUGCGUGCCCAGACUCUUUAAUUUGACGCUGAAGAAGCUGGUGAUGCUGAAGGAGCUGGAUAAAGAUUUGACGUCUGUGGUCAUCGCCGUUAAACUCCAGGGGUCGAAGCGAAUCCUCCGCUCCAACGAGAUCUUAUUGUCUUCAGCAGGACUGACAGAAACAGAUCUACAGCUCACAUUCUCUCUGCAGUAUCCUCACUUCCUGAAGCGUGAUGCCAACAAACUCCAGAUCAUGCUGCAGAGGAGGAAGCGCUACAAGAACCGCACCAUCCUGGGCUACAAGACCCUGGCACUGGGGCUCAUCAACAUGGCCGAGGUGAUGCAGCACCCUACAGAAGGAGCUCAGGUUCUGGGUUUACACAGUCAGCUGAAGGACGCAUCAGUUCCUGUGGCCGAGGUGCGAGUUUACUCUCUCUCCAGCCAACCGAUCGACCACGAGGGACCUAAAGCCAAGAUGAAUGAUCGUUCACCAGACAUCGACAACUACUCUGAGGAGGAGGAAGAGAGUUAUUCAUCAGAGCAGGAGGGGAGUGAUGAUCCGGUUCAUGGACAGUAUCUCUAUGACGACGAUGAUGAAGUGAGAAAGAAGAAACCUCGACGUAAACUGGCAUCAGGGGCUGCCAUCACUCGACAACCCAACAUCAAGCAGAAGUUUGUGGCCCUGCUGAAGAGGUUUAAAGUUUCAGACGAGGUCGGGUUCGGGUUGGAGCACGUCUCACGAGAGCAGAUCCAGGAGGUGGAGGAGGACCUGGAUGAGCUCUACGACAGCCUGGAGAUGUACAACCCGAGCGACAGUGGUCCAGAGAUGGAGGAGACCGACAGCAUCCUGAGCACACCUAAACCUAAACUCAGGCCGUUCUUCGAGGGAAUGUCGCAGUCCAGCUCUCAGACGGAAAUCGGCAGCCUGAACAGCAAAGGAAGUCUGACCAGAGACCCCUUCAGCCCGCAGGGGGAGCAGCCUCCAUCUGACAAGAUGAAACACUCACGCAGCCGCAACCUGGACGAGACGACGACCGAGCCGGACAUUUCGGAGGUAAAUGAUCAGGAGCUGUUCCCGGAGGUGGCACCUUCCAUUACUGUGUCUGUGGCUGAAAAACCACGUACACCACUGAAGAGCAGCAAGAGUGAGGGACAAACCAUGCCUUCUCCCAGGUUGGACGGGACACACACACCCCGGCAGAAACGCAGCACUCCAAUGAAAGAGCGGCAGCUCUCUAAACCGCUGAGUGAACGAACCAACAGCUCAGACAGUGAGAGGUCACCUGAACUAGGACACAGUACACAGGUCCUCAGGAAAGCUGUGUAUGAUCAGUUGAAUCAGAUUUUGUUGUCUGAUGCGGCGUUACCGGAGAGCCUCAUCCUUGUUAAUUGCACCGAUUGGCAAGGCCAGUAUGUAGCAGAGCAGUUACAGGUUCAGAAGCAGCCGGUGGUGUGUACGUGUUCAUCAGCAGAGAUUCAGGCUGUUCUCUCAGCAGUACUGACACGCAUCCAGAAGUUCUGUAACUGUAACUCGUCCAUGCCGCGGCCGGUGAAGGUAGCAGUAGUCGGAGCUCAGAGUUAUCUGGGAGCGAUCCUGCAGUUCUUCGUCAGUCAGUUGGCUAAUAAGACGUCUGAUUGGCUGAACCACAUGCGCUUCCUGGUGGUUCCUCUGGGUUCCCACCCUGUUGCUAAGCACCUGGGUGCCCUUGACAACCGCUACAGUUCAGUUUUCCUGGAUGGAGCGUGGAGAGAGCUGUUUAGUCGCCCAGAACCUCCACAGUCAGACAUGUUGGACGUAGGGGGUCGUAUCGCCCAGUACAUCAGCGGAGCGUCUCUGACCCACCAGCUCCCCAUCGCUGAGGCCAUGCUGACCUGCAAACACAGGACGCGGGAGGAAGAUUCCUAUCAGAAGUUCAUCCCUUUUAUCGGCGUUGUGAAAGUGGGGCUGAUUGAGCCGGGGCAGGCGUCUACAGGUGAUGCUGAAGAGGGUGUGUCUGUGAAUUUGGCUGUUCCCUCUACGUCUCCGCCCACUCACGGAUCCCCAGCCAGUCUUAAAGAGACAGCCACACCCCCUUCCUCACCUUCUAUGGGUGCUGUUUUAGCUGUACAGGGGAGCCCCAGCAUGUCUCACGGCGUGGACGCUAUCGGUCUGCAGGUGGACUACUGGCUGGCGUCUCUGGCCGAGAAGCGGCGUGAGGGCGAGAGGAGAGACACGGCCUGUAAGAACACUCUGAAGAGCGCCUUCAGGUCCCUGCAGGUCAGCCGUCUGCCUGGAGCCAGCGCCAGCGAACCCCACGCCCCCGUCAACACCAUGUCCAUGACCGUGGUCACCAAAGAGAAGAACAAGAAAGUGCCAACCAUUUUCCUGGGGAAGAAGCCAAAAGAGAAGGAGGUGGACUCGAAGAGUCAGGUGAUCGAGGGCAUCAGUCGCCUCAUCUGCUCAGCCAAGCAGCAGCAGACUAUCCUGAAAGUGUCCAUUGACGGUGUUGAAUGGAACGACGUGAAGUUCUUCCAGCUGGCGGCACAGUGGCCGACGCACGUGAAGUACUUCCCAGUGGGACUGUUCGGUUACAGCAAACCGCCCUCCUAAGAACCGCCCACUCAUCCUCUAAGCUCCGCCCCUUCACCCCCCACUGCAGCAGUCACCCCAUUGCACACAGCUGUAGCAGGGCUGUAAGAGGGAACCUGCCUAAAUGUUCAUAUCCUUUCAGACAGGAGGUGUGUGGGCUCGCGUGUGGGACGGACGUGUGGGAGUGGCUCAGAUGGACUUUAUACAGCGCUAGUCACUUUUAUUUCCAGAAAGAAAAGUCCUCAUGCACCAGUAGUGUGGGACGAGCACAAAAACGGUAGACGCCUUCAGUCUACCAAUAAUCAUAUACUUGUUACAGAGCAUGAUGAAACCAGACAAAUCCAAAAAAUAAUGACCCCCUCACUUGACCUAACGACCCCGUGAUCAGAGAUUUAACUGAACCAGCAAACGGUGUUGAGCUCUGAUCUGCAUGUUUUAAACUACGACACCCGCAAUCCACUAGAAACGUUAGUGUUAUUAUGCAACUUAUUCUGUACUUGUGCAUGUGUUGAGCUGCGCGACGCGUGCAGCUGCAGUUAGCCACUGGAAGCUAUGCCUUUUUCCACAUCAGUUCAGUUAGAAGCUUAGGAUUAGCAGUGAAGUGGUUGCUGUGUUCAUGGACUCUGUGAGUUUUCACUUAUUUUGUACAUAAAGUAGGCUUUUGCGUCUUAGCUUUCAGUUAUGAGUAAUUACUGAAAAGUGGCCUUUUUAGAACAUGUAGCUCAAUUAAGGGUUUUAUUAUUAUUAUUAUUAUUAUUAUUAUUAUUAUUUCCUUUAUGAGCCAUUUCUCCAAAGAUCACACUGGCCAAUCCGAAUGUAAACCUGACCGAAUGUAAAAAAAAAAAAAAAAAAAAAAAAAGUCACAGAAAGUCAGUGUGGUUGCUACGGCAACGACCAGCACGUCAUUUAUCUCCUGCAAACGCUACAUUCUGAGGGGAAACUGCGCUCACAUCACGUCACGUCACACACCUCAUUUCGGAUUUAAGGCUGAUGUCCAGCUCGCUCGAAACUGUCCGUCAGCCGGCGCCGCUCUCCCGAGCGUCCUCUGCAGAACGUGCCACAUUUUUUUGCUGGGCUGGAUCCCCUGAUGGUCGUUGAAAGCUAUGCACUUUCAUUAACGCUCACGCGUAUCACACACAUUUACUUGUGAAGCACAAAGUCUGAGGUUCAUCGAACCCCUUUAACGCAAACCGUGAAUGAACAGGAUCAUUGGCAGUGAGCAAGCAGUCCCUGUCAGUGUAAAUGAUUCAUUUAAAGGGAUAUUUUCUCUCUCUAUCUCACACACACACAAACACACCAGUGUGAUUCUUCAUCAUGAACGUUCACAGUUUGGAAGUGGGAAGAUUUUACGGAGCAUUAAGCCGGCGCUAGAAGUGAAUGAGUGAUCACAUGACAUGUUGAUGAAAUGCCUCCUCUCGCUUUAAAUCUCCGCUGAAAAUCCUGAAGCCUGCUCUGCAUUCAUCCAGGCAAAAUAUUUGAGCUUGAGAGCUGAUUUAAGUGUGUUAUUAUUUAAAGGUGCAUCAGUCAAGACUGUUCAUAUCAAGUCCAACCGAUGUGGGAAACUUGCCUUUCAAACUGGAAUUUUAAAAAACCUCUAUAUAUGUAUAUUAUUGUCAGUCGUUUUAUAGACACACCCCCUUCACAUCCUCUUAAAUCAUUAUACGGAGAAGUUUAUGGAGGUGUAACUCUAGAUAGUGUUUGGAGGCGGGGCUUUGUGUACAUGGGUCGAAAUGGGGGCGGGCUCAAAAACAAUCCCAUUCCGUGCAAUUCUAAUUCCGUUCAGCUUUGUCCAUUUAAUCGUUAAGUCUAUUUUUUAUUAAUCUUACCUAAUGCACCUUUAAAUAUUAAAUACAGCUUGCUCUUGGUCUCAGGAUGCUGGAUGUAUGUAAUCCUGAGAGGCUGAUUGUGUUGUGAUGAUGCACUGGGUACAAGCUACACUACGCAGCGUUAUACGCUUUACACUGUACCACUUUUUGGCCUUAUUUUGCUUUUGCAGACGAAAAUCAUGUUCUGUCUGUCAGCUGUUACUCUAUACUUACUCUAUAGAGUAAUUCUUUUCUGGUGUGACAACAGACACUCACCUGAAAGCCACUGAUAGGAAGCCGGAUUAUACAAAAACAUACAGGACAAGAGUUUUAUUUGAGCAAGCAAUCAGUCGCACAGCUGACAGACAGAAAAAUCCAUAAAACUAUGAAAUAAUAAUAAUAAACAUUUUGUUGUCCAAAUCUGAGUAAAAUAAACCUAUGUCUUGUUCCACUGGCAGAUCAUUUAGCCUCUUUCUAGAAAUCACUGCUAAAAAAUGAGCAAAACAGUCUGCUAAUAGAACACUUUCAAGCUUCAAAAAUAUGUCUAGAAAUAUGUUUAAUAAUCGUAGUUUAUUGGAUUAUCAGAUUCAAUAUAGUUUAAUUUUUCCCAGUGUUUGAAAUCAAUCAUCUUCCAAUCAUCUUUUGCUCCUACACACAGAUUUCUACCUUUUCUUUCGUUUCCCUUCUAAGGAAUUGAGCACUCGUUUACGUUAAGCUCCACCGGGUUCUCUGUCCUGAUUUGUCAUGAUCAAGAAUCACACGGUGACACGACUGGUGUCUGGUUCAGAGCAGAUCCACAUCUUAGAGCCGGCGUUUUCAGUGUUACACGUAAAAAGAGCAAAGAACCGACGCUGACUUUCGGUCUGAAAUCAUGGAGCUCCAGUCUCCCUUUACCUGCUGAGCUGCUACACGCUUAGCGUAACAUGCAGCUUCUGCUAAAAGCAUGAUGGUCUACUUCGUCUAGGACGUGUGUGAGGUGUGCAUGUCGGUGUUAGUGAUCAAAGUUGUAGUGUGUGAAAUGUUCUGAGUGGUGAGUCUUGUGUGUGUGUGUAUAUGUAUGUGUGGUGGUGAGCAGAUUCGUGGUGUAAAUUUUUGAACAGUAUGCGAGACCUGCCGCAGACGCCGGAGGAAUUCGGAGGCGAAUUUUAAAUGCAAAAAAAUUCUCAAACUAUGAAACACGGCUUUUGUGCUAUGCUAGUAGCAUAAAAGAUGGCGUGAAAAAUGAUAUGUACAGUUGCUUUAUAAAGGACUUUUCUGUCUCUUUACGUCUACGGUCUGAUCCCGAGUCAAACCGAGGUGUUGUAAAAGUAUUACUACAGAAAAGUGUGUUAUAGUUUAUUCGGCUCAGUAUUUUCUGGAUGGAUGUUAAGCAAUAGUGUUUUCUAGCCUUUCUUUUUAUUUGGAAUAGUCAAGACCUGCUUUAUAUUAAGGUUCCUGUAACUGACAUUAUUUAUAGCAUGAGCUGGGUUUAUGGUAGCGUAGUGGUUAAGGUGUUGGACUAGUAAUCAGAAGGUUGUAGGUUCAAAUCCCCAGGCUGUUGCUGCUGGCUGUUUAACUUUUUAUUUGUAUAAAAUAAUGAAAUAAAAUAUAUGUCCCGCUGGAUAAGGGUGUCGUAAAUGUCAGUGUAGUUUAUCUUAUACCAUAGUAUUUUUUUUUUUUAAGCUUUCGAUUGUGUUUAGGCUUUUAAAGCAAGUCAUUCACAGGGAUCCUCCAAAGCUGAACCUAUUAAUAAACAGAUUAGAACAUAGAACCGUGAUAAACCCUAAAAAUGUUGGUAACUAAAGAGGAGUAAAGCACAACAAGGUGUGCAGUUAUUAGAAAAUAAUCAGCUUCAGGGAACAAAAAUUUAUUUAAAACAUAGUUGUGUAAUUUUUUUUUAUUUUUAAUGAUCUUUCAAAUACCUCAAGCUUGGACACUCCUGCUUUAAAAGAAAGCCUGGGCUGGCAUGCCGAGAGACACUGGAGCAUCUCUUCUAAGCAGACAAUUUUAUUUUAAGCAGCUAAACUAUGAGGAGAAUUUCCACCAGAUGUUACAAAAGAUGCUCCCAAAUUAAAAAAAAAAAAUCCCUGAUUGCACCUUUAAUGACGGCUGAUGCUGUAAAUAAAGUUGGUUGAUAGAACCUUGAUAUCGAGUCACCAAGGAUUCAUUACACAACACUAGUAAUGUACCUGAUGAUUACGCGCCAUAUCUAUCUAAAAUAAAUAUCCAAAAUACGCCGCAUGUAAAUGACUUUUUGGGUCAUGACGCAGCUGUGGCUCAUGAAUCAGAUCAGAUCGCUAGUAAUUCUGUCUUUCUGCCUGCUGUCAUCCCUUCAGGCUCAAUUUGGCUUGUAAUGAAACAUCCCAGGUGGUGCACCAGAGUGUGUUUUUGUAUGGAACGUGAUUUGUACUUCACGCCGAUCGUUUCACAUAUCGUACGCCGAGAUUCUUCCUGCAACAUCCUUUAACGGUGAGGAUCUUUAAUAAGAGGCACACAUCCCUUUUAAUUUUGUAAAUUUAAUAUAUAUUGCAAUGGGAUAUUUGAUGCUGUUAAGCGCAAUGGGAACACCAAGAAUGUGAAAUGCUGCUGCUUGCAAAAAAAAGAAAAGAAAACAAAAAUAGUCUCAGCUGUUACAUUUUCUAUUCGUGUUUUUUGAUGUAAUUGUGAAGUAUGAUCACUUUUACCUGAUGUUACCUGUAAAGAAGUGCAGCAGCAUUUGAAGAGAUGCAUUUCACUCAGCUUCACUGCUCCAUCAUGUUGUUAUCGUCUCUCGGUCGAGGUUUUGUGCUCUGAUUGUGGACCAUGUAUGUGCUCUCUCUCUCUCUCUCUCUCUCUCUCUCUGUGUUGUUCAGUCUGUUAUGAUGCCUGGCUGCAUCAGACCCUGAUCCAGUCAUCGUAUCGGUGUUUGGUGUUGACGUGAAAGUUUUAUUGUCUGUAUCACAUGAACAGUAUAUUUGCAAGGAAAGUUUAUUGUGGUUUUUUUGUUUUUUCCACUUGCCUGAUUUUUACUAAAGUGAUUAGAAGAAAAAGUGACAGCGGCGUAUCUCAGUCACUGAUCAUGAAAACUGCUUCAGUAAAUAAGGCCCUGGGUGUCUCAGCCUGAUGUUGAGAGAAUAUUAUUCUUGAUCUCCACAAGCAUUGGUGUGUAUCUGGUCUUUGGCUUGCACUAAACCCCGAGGCACAGUGAGGCAAUAGAUUAGCACUUCGCUGUAGAAGCCGAGCUUGUGGAUAAAGAGUAUUUUUUUAUUUUUUUGCACGUCUUAGUUUGUUUUAGCAAUCCUCAGCCACUUGCCUAUACAAUAUCAACAGUGCUUGUACAUAUUAUUAAAAAGUGCUUGUAAUAUGAACCUGAGUUCUUUUAUUGUUAUUUUUUUUAUUCAACAUGUUUUUGUAGUACUGCCUUUUCAUGAUUUCAGUUGUUGAUGGGGUAAUGUGUGGGAUAAAAUUGAAAGUGUUCAUUUUUUUAAAUAAACACACCUUAUUUGUA